AUGAAGCUGUUUCUGGUUCUUGUUAUUCUGCUUUUUGAGGUACUCACAGGUGGGGCACGACUCAGAAAAUGCUUUAAUGAUGUCAAAGGCUUCUGCAGGAAGAAAUGCAAAGUAGGGGAAAUCUACGAAUCAGGAUGUCUAAGUGGAAAAUUAUGUUGUGUUGAUAAACACGAAAGCAGAAGAUACUGGGAAGCCCAUAAUCCGCCACAUCGUCACGAGAAGCAGCUUGAUGGGGAUAGGAAGCUGGACUAUAGUAUUUUACCCACCGUCACUGUCGUCACGGUCGAGUUCUAA
Nycticebus coucang (slow loris) is the source of this 294-nucleotide messenger RNA. It is a transcript of the gene DEFB128, whose product is annotated as defensin beta 128. The record is from RefSeq and is a predicted model, not a curated record. The transcript is spliced from 2 exons. The coding region runs from base 1 to 294 and encodes 97 amino acids. Gene Ontology annotation, cellular component: extracellular region. Gene Ontology annotation, biological process: innate immune response. NCBI's taxonomy places the organism in Eukaryota, Metazoa, Chordata, Mammalia, Primates, Lorisidae.